Messenger RNA from Rotaria sp. Silwood1, 2457 nucleotides. NCBI's taxonomy places the organism in Eukaryota, Metazoa, Rotifera, Eurotatoria, Philodinida, Philodinidae. The record is from the annotation of a GenBank genome assembly.
AUGGAACAAACAAAUAUUGAUAAACCAUGUGGUAAAACAUUAUUAACACUCGGUGUUGCAAAUACGGAACAGAAGGAAAAUUUAAACGAUCAAUCCAGUUCAUGUAAUGAUGAAGCUAAAGCUUUUACUCAAGACAAGAAAAUAAUUGCCGUUGAUAGAAUUGAAACGAAUGUUAUUAUUGAUUUAUCUGGUGAAAAUGAUAUACCUAUACUAUCAAAUAUAAUAAAUGAUCAUGAUUAUGACAUGGCAACAGUAGAUCAAGCAAUAGUAACAAGUCAAGUACCAGCUAAAUUACGAGAGAAAAAAUAUGGUCGUUAUUUACCAACAUGGGAACAACCACCAGAAUCGUUCUAUAAAACAUAUACAUUUGAUAUAUUUAAUAAUAGACAUGAAAAACACAUUUGUUGGUUGUACAACAAAAAAGAUAAAAAUGGCAAUGAUGGUCUUGGUUGUAAACUUUGUGAGAAGUCCCAAAAAAGAACAAAUUCAAAUGGAAAAAUUAAUUUAUGGUGCACAUCAGGUUAUCAAAUAAUGAAAUUAUCAAAAAUAAUGGAACAUAAAGAUAAUGAAGUUCACAAACAAGCUCAACAACUUGAAUUGCAAAGCGCAUCUCACUCUCAACCAUCCUGGAUAACAACACAAAUGAAAGAACGAACUAAACAGGAGAUUGCAAUACAAAAUUUGAUUUUAUCAGCAGUUUAUAUUUGUCAACAAGAUCAAAAAAUUAACUCAUUAGAGAAAUUACGUACGUUAAUUGAAGCUCUUGGUGUUAAAUUGUUGCCAGCAGAUUUAGGUGGUGUUACUUAUCGAAAUGAUGAGGCAGCAUUAGAAUUUUUACCUCAUGUAGCUUCUUAUUUACAUGAAGAAAUUCUUGAAAAAGUAAAACAAAGUCAAGCCAUUGUUUUGGGUUUGGAUGAUGAUGGUUCAGUCUCAAAUAGAGUCAAUUGCAUUAAAUCAUUGUGGCGAAAAGACGACUUAAAUUCUGAAAAAACAUGUUGGUUUGCUACCGACAAUGCUGCUACGUUUACUGGUAUUAAGCCUUUGUUUAAAAAAAAAUCAACUUUAACUGUUGUAGGUGUUAAUAAUGGUGUUGUGGCCAAACUUAAACGUGAUUAUGAUCUAGAUUUUGUUGAACUAAAUACAUGUAUAGCACAUUCGUUUGCACUAGUAGGAAAGCAAGCUGGAUUUAUUAAAGACGAUGAUCAUGAAAAAGCAAAAAAACGUGAUUUAAUUGCAAAACUUGAAAGUAUUAUAGGUCGGAUUUAUCAAUAUUUUGGUUCAAGUGCAACUCGAACGUUUAAACUUAAGUGUUGGCAAAAUCUGUUGGAUAUUCCUGAAUUAAAAUUCAAAAAAUUAUUCAGCAUACGUUGGACAGCUAUUCGAGAUUCGAUAAAGCCCAUCAUGUUCAACAUCACACCAACAAAUCAAGACUUAUUACCUACAUUACAAGAGAUUAAAUUUGGUAAAAAUUUAACCAAUGAUGAUCAUGAAACAGCAGCUGAUUUAUUAUCUUCAAUAUUAAAUGAUGAUUUUUUGUUUAUGCUUCAUUUUCAUUAUGAUUUACAUGAAUGUAUUCUAGGGGAAUUAACUAAAUUAUUACAAAAUGAUGAUUUAUCUUAUUUAACUUUAAUGAACGUAUUGAAUGAAAAAAGACAAAUAUUAAAUAAUUGGCUUUCUCGAAAACAAGAAUCAAAAUGUAUUUUAGGACCCUCAUUGAAUGAUUAUUUAGAUUCUACUAUGAACAAUAAUUCUUAUGGUGCAUUUCAAAUUGUCAUUGGUGAUCGUGAUAAAUUGUACAAAGAAUGUUUUACACAUAUUGAUCGAUUAUUAUUGGAAUUGGAUAGAAGAUUCAAACCAUCAAAAUUACAACAAUGUUUUCUUGUUUUAUUUGAACCUGAUUAUUUAAUCAAUAAUAAAGAUGAUGUAAUGAAAUCAAAUUAUGGACGACAAGAACUUGAAUAUAUUUGCACGAAAUAUAGAAAUUUAAGUGGAUUCAAUAUGAAUAAAUGUCGAAAUGAAUGGGAAACAUUAAAAAUUUCAUUAAGUGAUUUCGUACGUAUUAAAGAACAGCAAAAAUCUAGAAGGAUAUUUUGGAAAUCCUUCAUCUCAUGGAAAGAAGCCAUCAAUGAUUCUUUUCAUGAACAGUACAAAAAUAUAUUAAUAUUAUUAUCAAUUUAUUUGAUAUCACCACUUAAUUCAGCUGAAUAUGAACGUGGUUAUUCAAUUGUUAAUCGAAUACAAACAAACGGACGUUCACAAAUAAUGAUUGAUACACUUGAUGUGAUAAUGAAUAUUCCCUAUAAUACAUGGAGUGGACAAGAUGAACGUCGUCGAAUUAAUCGAACACAAUUAAUAAUUGAUGCACCAGAUGAUUAUGUACCAUCAAAACAGAUUCGUCCAAAUACACGUAAGAGACAAUUUACAACAAUUGAUAAUUGUCCUGUUAAGCCAAAAUAA